Penicillium antarcticum is the source of this 1083-nucleotide messenger RNA. RefSeq names its product protein-histidine N-methyltransferase. The transcript has 3 exons. Bases 1 to 1083 code for a protein of 360 amino acids. Lineage: Eukaryota; Fungi; Ascomycota; Eurotiomycetes; Eurotiales; Aspergillaceae. Gene Ontology annotation, biological process: peptidyl-histidine methylation, to form tele-methylhistidine. The record is from RefSeq and is a predicted model, not a curated record. Gene Ontology annotation, molecular function: protein-L-histidine N-tele-methyltransferase activity.
AUGGCCUUCAGCUUCGGAUUCUCAGGAGAUGACAUCGAUAUGGAUGACUCAGAAAUCAACAAUGAUAUCUGCCCUGUCACUUCUCAACAGAAUGUCGGCAACUCUCUUCCCGAGCUAGUGAAAGCUAGUAAACAUGAUAUGAACGAAUGGCUUUCAAUUCUCCCAUCUCAAAUAUUCUACAACAAACUCAAAAUCGGCGAUGCACCUGUGGUCAUCGCCCGCCGAGAGAUCUUCGACAUCCGCACCCAGCUCAUGGCCGAAGAUAGUGCCGGGCAUGACAACGAAGAGCUAAUUGCUGGCAUAGAAAAAGGCGAUAUCAAGCCAAAUUUCUACGAAGGCGGAUUCAAGACGUGGGAAUGCGCGUUGGAUUUGGCUAAGCUUUCGCUCGAUGAGGAUAUUCUGAAUGGUUCCUCUGAUGGCUUGCAAGAUACUCAUAUCAUUGAGUUGGGCGCAGGCACAGCAGUCCCAUCAUUGACACUAUUCGCCCGCGCCCUCGGUGCAGAAUACACAUGCAAGAAGCACUUCACUUUUGCAGAUUACAACUCCGACGUUCUGCGCCUCGUCACAUUGCCUAACCUUCUCCUGACAUGGCAAGAAAGCCGUUCUCAAACGGCCGUUUCGAGUGCUUCUACGUCUACUGCCCAAGACCAAGAAGAAGAACUAGAUAUUACGCCGGAAUUGAUCGAAGAAUUCAAAAUUGAUCUUGCGAACCGUGGCAUCUCCGUUGAUUUCGUUUCUGGAGCUUGGUCUGCUGAGUUUGUUGACUUGGUCUUUGGGUCUGGUGAUGGCCCUUGCAGGACGUUGGUUCUUGCUAGUGAGACUAUCUACUCUCCUUCUUCUCUGAUGGCGUUCUCUGAGACGCUUUUGGCUUUGCUACGUCGGUCGAAUACUGCUUCGACGAAGAGUCGGGCUCUUGUUGCGGCGAAGAAGGUUUAUUUCGGUGUUGGUGGUGGUGUCGAUGAGUUCCUUGCUGUUUUGGGUAAUGUUUGUGGAAGUGAAUUAGAUGUUCAGCAGAAGUUGGAUGUUCAUUCUGAGGGGGUUGGAAGGGUUGUUCUUGAGGUUGUGCCGUCUACUACGGCAUGA